UUAUCACCUACAAUAGUCCCGCACAAACCGGUGAAGUUAAUUCAAUGUGAUCCAAGAUGGCGUACAUGCAAACUAAAGCGAUCACUCAUGCAUCAAGAGUUCGCCGUCUCUACAAACAAGCUAUCCGAAGUUUGGAAGCCCAAUACUGUGUGAAACCAUUAGAAUUUCGAUACCAUGCAGUUGUUAUGCGCGCCAGAUUUGAUUCACACAAAAAUGAAGUAGAUAUGAGAAAAGCUAAAAAAUUAUUGCUUGAUGGAGAAAAUGAAUGCUUUGAAAAAAGUCUCGCGCAACCAAUGCAAUUUCCAUUUUCACCUGGUGGUGUUGCUUAUAAUAGAGUAGCUCUGGUUCCAGAUAUGAUACUCGACUCCUGGCAUCCAUUAGAAAAGGCUCAAUAUCCAGAAUAUUUUGCAAGAAGAGAAGUUCGAAAAAGGGAAUUUAUUGAAAGGUGGGAAAAAAAAUAUGGAAAAUCAACGACUGCAGAUGCAUGAAAAUAAACUUGGUGAAAUAAAGAAAUAUAGGACAAUAAAUUAUAUAGACAAAGUGUGUUUUUCCUGGAAUAUACCAUAAUAAGAAACAUAUUAAAAUGUGUUUUUGUCUGGGAAUAUUCUGUAUUUCAGAAAGAUGCAAUUGUAUGAACUAGUAUACAUUUGUGACAGACAAGGAAAUGCUAAUAGUAAAGAUUAUUAACUCUGAUAGUGCUAUACUUUUAAAUGAUCAUCUGUACAAUUUGAAUUAAAAAUGUUAAAUCUUAA
Patella vulgata (common limpet) is the source of this 752-nucleotide messenger RNA. RefSeq names its product NADH dehydrogenase [ubiquinone] 1 beta subcomplex subunit 9. NCBI's taxonomy places the organism in Eukaryota, Metazoa, Mollusca, Gastropoda, Patellidae. The record is from RefSeq and is a predicted model, not a curated record. Gene Ontology annotation, biological process: mitochondrial electron transport, NADH to ubiquinone. The transcript is spliced from 4 exons. The coding region runs from base 57 to 488 and encodes 143 amino acids.